AUGGCGUUCGUCACCGCGAGCUGGAACCCGCUUGGAGACGCCUUUUACCGGAAGUCGGAGCUCUACCAGAUGAGCUGGAGUCUGAAGGACGGACUCAAAGACGCUCUAGUGGGAGCAGCACCAUAUGGGGGGCCCAUCGCAAUCCUGAAGGAGCCUCACAGACGUUCUCCGAGCUCUCGUCCUCAUCUGGAAAUUUACUCUGCAUCUGGAAACACACUAUCAUCCUUCACUUGGAAGAGUGGGACAGUGGUACAUCUGGGAUGGAGCGUCUGCGAUGAGCUCCUCUGUAUCCAGGACGACGGCACUGUCCUCAUCUACGACCUGUUCGGGACGUUUAGGAGACACUUCUCCCUGGGACCGGAGGUCAGUCAAAGUCAGGUAAUGGAGGCUAAAGUCUUCCACUCUCCAUAUGGCACUGGUGUCGCCAUAGUAACCAGCUCUGGACGCUUUACUGUGGCAACAAACAUCGAUGAUCUGAAGCUACGGCGCCUCCCAGAGGUCCCAGGCCUCCAAGGGCCCCCCUCCUGCUGGUGUGUCCUCACUCAGGACAGACAGACUAAAGUCCUUCUGUCCAAUGGCUCCGAGCUGAACGUCCUGGACAACACCUCCUGCAUCGCCGUGACCCCCCCUGGUCUCAGUCCGGACUCUGGACCCAUCCUUCAGAUGUGCGUCUCCUUCAGUUAUAAAUAUCUGGCUGUAUUCACCAAGAGCGGCCUGGUCUGGACCGGGACCUCAGACCUGAGGGAGAAGUUCAGUGAGGUGGACACCAAGAUGCACUCAGCUCCACAGCAGAUGGUCUGGUGCCGUCGGCCUCGAGCCCAGCAGCCCUCUGUGGUCCUGAUGUGGGAGCGCCUCCUGGUGGUGGCAGGGCAGUGCAGCGACACCAUACAGUUCCCUCUUGACCAGACCUCAGUCCUGGUCCCAGAACUGGAUGGAGUCCGGAUUAUCUGUGGGACUCAUCAGGAGCUGCUUCAGGAGGUCCCUCUGGUCUCACAGGAGAUCUUUAAGAUUGCAUCUAUGAGUCCAGGAGCUCUGCUGCUGGAGGCCCACCGAGAGUAUGAGAAGCACAGUCAGAAGGCAGACGAGUACCUGCGGGAGAUAAAGGAUCAGAGAGUUCUGACUGAAGCUGUGACUCAGUGUGUGGAGGCUUCAGGACACGAGUGGAACUGUACAGUCCAGAAGGCACUGCUGCGGGCGGCCUCCUUUGGGAAGUGUUUUCUUUCAGACUUCAGUCCUGAGGUGUUUGUGUCGACCUGCAGAGAGCUGAGAGUACUAAACGCAGUGAGAGACACCAGCGUGGGCCUCCCGCUGAGCCACAUCCAGUUCAAACAGAUGACUGUGCAGGUGCUGAUUGACAGGCUUGUCCACCGGAGGCUCUAUCCUUUGGCCAUAGAGAUUUGUCGAUAUUUAAAGAUCCCAGAGUUUCAGGGAGUGAGCAGAGUCCUGCGCCACUGGGCCUCGUGUAAGGUGCAGCAGACCGAUCUCUCAGAUGAAGCUGUCGCUCGAGUGGUUUGCUCUAAAGUUGGAGAUUCUCCUGGAGUUUCAUAUUCUCACAUCGCAGCCAAGGCCUACGAGAGCGGAAGACCUGAGCUGGCUAUCCAGCUGUUGGAGUUCGAGGCUCGCUCUGGAGAACAGGUUCCUUUGCUGCUGAAGAUGAAGAGAAGUCACCUGGCCCUGAGUAAAGCUGUGGAGAGUGGAGACAGUGACCUGGUUUUCACGGUGGUCACGUUUCUGAAGAAUGAGAUGAACAGAGGAGACUUCUUCAUGACUCUGAGGAACCAGCCGCUGGCGCUGAGCCUCUACAGACAGUUCUGCAGGGUGCAGGAGUCUCAGACUCUCAAAGAUCUUCUGAAUCAGGACGAUGAUCAUGAAGGACUGGGGAACUUCUAUGUGAGCGCAGCGCUGAGAGAGAAGAGGACUGAGGGGCGAGUGGCGGCGCUGCAGAACGCUGUGGACGAAUUCAACAAAGGAAAGAACGAGUUUAAUACAAAGGCGACUGAGGAGGAGAUGAAGCUGCUUCGAUUUCAGAAGAAAUUGGAUGAGGAGAAAGGGGCGGGGCUUCAGGGGCUGUGUUUACAGGACACCAUGGAGGCGCUGUUGAACCUGGGUCUGCACAAACAGGCGGAGCAGCUCUACAGAGACUUCAGAGUCCCAGACAAGAGGUUCUGGUGGUUGAAGCUUCGUGCUCUAGCAGAGAAACAUGACUGGGAGGAACUGGACAAAUUCAGCAGAAGCAAGAAGUCUCCUAUAGGCUUUCUGCCGUUUGUGGAGGUGUGUGUGAAGAACCAGAACGAGAGCGAGGCUCGAAAGUAUCUUCAGAAGGUCUCACCAGAGCAGAAGGUCCGGGCCUGUCUGCUGCUGGGGGACCUGGAGGCCGCUGCAGACGUUGCCAUAGAGAGGCGUAAUGAGGCAGAGCUGGGGGCGGUGCUUAGUCGAUGUCCCGCCUCCAACAAACUCCUGAUUGAACGACUGCAGAGGGCCACGCCCAGGAAGUGA
This is a messenger RNA of Knipowitschia caucasica, 2496 nucleotides long. The record is from the annotation of a GenBank genome assembly. NCBI's taxonomy places the organism in Eukaryota, Metazoa, Chordata, Actinopteri, Gobiiformes, Gobiidae.